This is a messenger RNA of Gorilla gorilla gorilla (western lowland gorilla), 1649 nucleotides long. It is a transcript of the gene UBE2U, whose product is annotated as ubiquitin conjugating enzyme E2 U. The record is from RefSeq and is a predicted model, not a curated record. The coding region runs from base 509 to 1489 and encodes 326 amino acids. Lineage: Eukaryota; Metazoa; Chordata; Mammalia; Primates; Hominidae. The transcript has 10 exons.
CUGUCGCUGAUUGGGUGAGAGCGGCCAACCCCCUGCCUCCGUCUCUCGGCGGCCCCACGGGGGCCUGUUGCUUGGCAACCGAUUUGCUUCCUCCGGUGCGUGGCUGCGGGGUUGCACCUGUGAAGCGGAGACAACCUGCUAGGACCCUGAUAGGCGUACACCGCUCACUCCCACUCACGCGCCGACGACAUGGGCUUGUCUCCGUUGCUCAUCCAAGUUUGUCUUGAGACUGGGCUGUGAGCAGUGAAACUGGGCAGUGAAACGCCGCAGAUGAGGAAGUGCCCAAGUCUUCCUUCGGGAAGUUCUCGUUUAGAGGAGUCAGGAGAAAAAGUCAUUGUUAUAUCCCAAAUUUAGAAGCCGCUUAUCUUGGUACCGUUCUGAGGUUCUAGAAAGCAAGUAACUUAUGUCAGUUUACUAAGUGUGGGAAAGUGACCCAUAACUUCAAACAUCUGCCUCAGAGUAAACCUGAGGCAUUUGGGGACAAGUGUCAGACCCUCCGCUGCCUAUCAUGCACGGCAGAGCUUACCUCUUGCUGCACAGAGACUUCUGUGAUCUCAAGGAGAACAAUUAUAAGGGUAUCACUGCUAAGCCUGUAAGUGAAGAUAUGAUGGAAUGGGAAGUUGAAAUUGAAGGUCUACAGAAUUCAGUUUGGCAGGGUUUAGUCUUCCAACUGACAAUACAUUUUACAUCAGAAUACAACUAUGCUCCUCCAGUUGUGAAAUUUAUAACAAUUCCGUUUCAUCCAAAUGUAGACCCACACACUGGUCAGCCCUGUAUAGACUUUUUGGACAACCCUGAGAAGUGGAAUACAAACUAUACAUUGAGCAGCAUCUUACUUGCCCUACAGGUUAUGCUUUCUAAUCCAGUGCUAGAGAAUCCAGUGAAUUUGGAAGCAGCCAGAAUACUGGUUAAAGAUGAAUCUCUGUACAGAACAAUUCUAAGAUUUUUCAACAGGCCAUUACAAAGUAAGAAGUAUCUACUUUUGUCAGUGAAAGAUGACAGCCAGGAGUUACCUAAAGACCCACAUAAAUGUAUCAGACCAAUUAAAACAACCUCAUUUAGUGAUUACUACCAGACAUGGUCCAGAAUAGCUACAUCAAAAGCCACAGAAUACUACAGAACUCCAUUGCUCAAAGAUCCAAAUUUCAUUGGACAGUAUUACAAAUGGAAGAAAAUGGAUCUACAGUGUCAUAAAGAAUGGAAUUUAAAGUAUUCUGUUAUCAAGUGUUGGCUUGCUAGAAAAAAUAGAAUGCCUCAUGAAGUCAAUCACUCAAUGGAAGAAAUUAAGCUCUGCCCAACUCUAAAUGAAAUUUUUCUUGAGUCACCAACUGCAAUAAAUAGCAUCACAGACAUUUAUGAAACAGAAGAGGAGGGGUGGAAGAGUGACACUUCAUUAUAUGAAAAUGACACAGAUGAGCCCAGGGAAGAGGAAGUGGAAGAUCUGAUCUCCUGGACCAAUACUCUCAAUACAAAUACUUUAGAAGAUUAAGCAGAACAUUAUCAGAUUCAAAAAAUAAACAGCCUCCGCCAUAGCCCAGCGUUGUGGAGCAAUUUUGGAAGACUCUCAGAACUUGGAUUUCAUUUUUUUCAAGUUGUUCUCACCCACUCACUGCAAGUACAAAUUAGAAAUAUGAGUACAAAUCAGUAAA